Acipenser ruthenus (sterlet) is the source of this 4079-nucleotide messenger RNA. RefSeq names its product sodium/hydrogen exchanger 3-like. Gene Ontology annotation, cellular component: brush border membrane; apical plasma membrane. Gene Ontology annotation, molecular function: sodium:proton antiporter activity. The coding region runs from base 232 to 2721 and encodes 829 amino acids. The record is from RefSeq and is a predicted model, not a curated record. The transcript has 16 exons. Gene Ontology annotation, biological process: proton transmembrane transport; regulation of pH; sodium ion transport. Lineage: Eukaryota; Metazoa; Chordata; Actinopteri; Acipenseriformes; Acipenseridae.
AGCAGCAUACUUUCACUAAGACACUUUGGCCAGUGGGAGUAAGACAGGACAAAACAGAAGAGGGCAUUGUAUUGAUUGGUUGCAGCUUUACAUAGAUGUCAUCUUGAGAGAGGGGACAGGCAGAUCAGUGGAGAACUGCAGUGAAAGAGCAAGCAAUACAUAAAGAAACAACAUAAAGAAAGAACUUCCCAUAGCAGUAGUUCUAGAUCAGAGAACUGAAGUUGCAGAGAAAUGCAAUGCAACAGGUUUAAAGAGUGUGCCUCCUUGUUAGUUGUAGUUUUAUUAAUAUGUUCCUCAACCAAAGCUGAACAGAGCACAACAAACGCAACAGCAGGCAAUGAACAUGGCGCUCCUCCAUCUGGCUACCAGAUUGUCACCUUCAAAUGGCAUCAUGUCAUGGACCCUUAUAUCAUCGCCCUCUGGGUGUUGGUGGCUAGUAUCGCCAAAAUGCUGUUUCACAUGUCCAGCAAAUUAACAACUGUAAUUCCAGAAAGUGCCUUGCUGAUUUUUAUUGGUCUUCUACUGGGCGGUGUAGUGUGGGGAGCAGACCACACCGCUUCCUACAGCAUGACGCCAAGACUUUUUUUCUUCUACCUCUUGCCACUGAUUGUACUUGAUGCAGGGUACUUUAUGCCAAAUAGACAAUUUUUUGGGAACUUUGGAGCUAUAUUAGUGUAUGCCGUGAUUGCCACGGUCUGGAAUGCUGCGUCAGUUGGUUUAUCACUAUAUGGGGUUUACUUGACUGGAGUAAUGGGGGAACUCAAGGUCGACGGUAUGCUUGACUUUCUUCUGUUUGGCAGUCUGCUCAGUGCAGUGGACCCUGUGGCUGUCAUAGCUGUGUUUGAAGAGGUCCAUGUUGAUGAGGUGCUUUAUAUCAUUGUCUUUGGAGAGUCUCUACUUAAUGAUGGGGUUACAGUGGUUCUUUACAAUGUAUUUGACUCUUUUAUUGCCAUUGGAGGUGUCAAUGUUACAGGAGUGGACUGUGUCAAAGGCGUAGUGUCAUUCUUUGUUGUUGCUCUUGGUGGAACAUUAAUUGGAAUUGUAUUUGCAUUUUUGCUGUCGUACAUCUCACGAUUCACCAAACGUGUUCAGAUCAUUGAACCAGGAUUCGUCUUUGUCGUUUCUUAUUUGUCCUACCUAACGGCAGAGAUGCUCUCUCUUUCAUCCAUUUUGGCGAUCACAUUUACUGGUGUUUGCUGUCAAAAGUAUGUUCAAGCUAACCUAUGUAAGGAGUCUGCUACAACGGUUAGAUACAUGAUGAAAAUGUUGGCCAAUGGAUCAGAGACUAUUAUCUUCAUGAUGCUGGGUAUUUCAGCAGUGGACGGAGGCAUUUGGGUUUGGAAUACAGCCUUUAUUCUGUUAACGCUGCUCUUUAUAGCAGUAUACAGAGUCGUUGGUGUGGUUGUCCUUACGUGGUUUUUAAACCGCUACAGAGUGGUCCCACUGGGAUUUAUAGACCAAGUGGUUAUGAGCUAUGGUGGACUGAGGGGUGCAGUUGCCUAUGGUUUAGUAGCCUCACUGGAUGAAGCUCGAGUACAAGAAAGAAAACUCUUUUUCACCACAACUAUUAUUGUGAUAUACUUCACAGUUGUUUUGCAGGGCUGUACUACCAAAUCUUUAGUGACUUGGCUGAAGGUGAAGAGGAGUGAACACAGGGAGCCUUCAAUUAGCGAAAAACUUAACGGAAGGGCAUUUGAUCAUAUUCUUUCUGCUAUUGAGGACAUUUCAGGGCAAAUUGGACACCACUAUAUAUGGGACAAGUGGGAAAGCUUUGACAGGAAAUACCUUUGUAAGUUACUGAUGAGAAAAUCUGCUCUGAAAUCCAGUGAUCAAAUCCUCGAUGUCUUCCAUGAUCUGAACAUUAAGGAUGCAAUCACCUAUAUAGCAGAGGGUGAACGCAAGGGAUCUCUUGCAUUUAUACAGACCCCAGAUGCUGACCAGUUGGUAAAUGUGAACUUCCACAGCAGUAAGCAAUCAGAGGUUGAUGCAUCCAUGUCUGUACUGAAGGAAGGUGCUAGUGCUGUUUGUCUCGAUAUGCAAGCAGUGGAGCUCAGAUGGAAGAAUUUACAAGAGAGCGAGGAUGUUUAUACACAUCAUCUACUUCAGCAGUAUCUCUAUAAACCAAAGAAGCAGCUGAAAUACAAAUACGGCAGACAUGACAUCACUUCAACUGAGGAUGAUGCUCAAGAAAAGGAGAUUUUUGAAAAAACAAUGAAAAGACGACUGGCAUCCUUUAAAUCUACCAAGUACGGAGUGUCCCAAUCAAAAAAAGUAUCAAAACAUUUUAAGAAGGAUCCUUCACAAAAGAAGAGAAGUGAUGAGAUGCUGUCAAAUGGAGGUCAGCUUGUUUUUCACGAUCCUGCGUUCUCUGAUCCUGAACACCCUCAUGAAUAUGAAGUAAUUAGCAACGGUGGUAGUAAUUUCAUCCCUAAUGUCACCAGACCGGCACUAGCUGACACAUACAAUGGAAUUGAUAACCCAGCAUUUAUGCUCAAUGAGGAGCCAGUUGCUCGCCAGGCGCUUCCACCGUGGGCAACAAAUAAUGACACCGUUGUGCUGUCGCAGAGGGCUCGGGUUCAGAUGCCAUGGUCCCCAAAUAACAUCCGUCGCCUUAUGCCUCUGCGACUCAGCGGCAGAUCAACAGAUUCCUUUCUGUUAGCUGACGUUCCUGUCCCUGAGGAGCAUCCACUGUCCUUCCUCCCUGAGAGAACUGCCUUGUAAUACUUUAUCAAAAUAUCUUUGUAUUUCUUUUAAUGAACUGUUACAUAUACUACAAAUCACUUUGGUAUCUGUUGUAGUCCCCUAUAUUUUUACCCCAGAUAAUUUCAGUAAUAACUUUGUAUCCAUUGUAUCCUCGAGUGGGGGGUCUGCAGUGGAGCAGUUCUGGUAUUUUUUUUUAUUUUUUAUUAAUGCUGUAUAUUAUUUAAUUUACAUUUUAUGUUCAAAGAUUUAUAUUUCCAAAUUCUAAUUAUUUUGUAUAAUCUAAUCCUUUCUACUACUAACAGCAUAUACAUACACACACACACACACACACACACACACACACACACACACACACACACAGUGCUCCAGAUAAGGUUUUAGGCCAUUGAGUAAUUUACUCUCCAAUUUAGACACUAUGUAAGUAAAAUGUAUUUUGGGUGAGUAAAAUGAAACAUUACCUUGAAGUCAUGAGUACUUUCAAUAAAUACUGUACAUAUAGCUUUCCUAUUUUUCAACUUUUUUUCAUAGCCAUUUAGUCCUGCCUUAAUAAUAUUAAUAAUUUUAUAGUCUGGGAAGUUGCUACUUUAGAUGUACUAGGACUACACUGUUACAGCUUCUAUAGUUGUGUGCCGUAAUCUCCCUUUCCAAGUCGACAGACACACACCUUAAAAAUGUAAAAACAAAGAAAUAAGUCAAAAAAUAUUUUUCAAAAAACUGUACAAAGAAACAUUAAUAUUGUAUUUCUUAUUGAUCACCUUGCUAUAGCAAUAUAAAGCAUCCCCACUCUCUAAACAUAAAAUGUUGUAUUUAUUAUAGAGAUUUACCUUUCACAGAUUCAGUUGACAGCUAGGUAAAUUGGUAGGUUAGGUUGAGGGUGACUAAGACAGCGCUGAGAAAUCUUAAGAAUCAGGAAUCCAGACGCUUAUUCACCAGUCAUAAACACGCAUUGCAAGUGAGUGGAUUCAACCGUACGUUUGGACUUAUUUGUCACGUGUUUCUGGCAAUUCCCAGACAGGCUACAAUUAACUCUCCUGACAUUUCUAUGAUUCAAUCUAUUGUUACCGCAUGCAUGAUGUUCACAAUUAACCACUGUUAAUUGAGAACCAUGUUUCUUGAUAACAUGCAAACUCAAGUUGUGCUGCAAAAUUGCUCUGCAUAUUUUUAUGCAUUAAAUUUAAAUAUUAAGACGUAAUUCUUAUUUUUUCAAUGCUUAAAACACCCAGUACACAGCUUAUCUGGAGUGCUGUAUAUGACGGUAUAUGUUAAAUUCAGACAGAUUUUGCAGCUUAAAUGUUCAUGCAUAAAAACAAACAUUAACAUAUCUUCUGAAAAUAUGUUGCUAUUUCCUAUAUAAUAAAGUAUAAUUAUCCAUUUUA